UGGAGAGGAGGGCCUGCGUGCGUGACAGUGACAGGCUGUCUGCCGCCCUCGCUGCUGGGGUAACUGCUGCCUCACAGUCACAUCCUCCACAAAUCACUAAAGCGGACCCACGGGUUGCAUAUUCAUCUGAGCGCUCACAGCGAGGCUAUCGGGGCAGCGAUGUCGGAGGAAAAUGACGAGACGAAGGCUUCAGACGAACAGCAGGAAAUGGAGGAAACCGUGAUCAGUCCAGAAAAAUCAGAGGAGGCCAAAUUGAAGGCCAGGUAUCCCAACCUUGGAGCCAAACCAGGGGGCUCAGAUUUUCUCAGGAAACGACUUCAGAAAGGAGGGCAAAAAUACUUUGACUCUGGUGAUUACAAUAUGGCCAAGGCAAAAAUGAAGAACAAGCAGCUGCCGUCUGCCCCAGCAGAGAAGACUGAGAUCACAGGGGGGCACAUCCCAACGCCUCAGGAUCUGCCUCACAGAAAGACCAGCAUGGUGACGAGCAAACUUGCUGGUUGAGGGUUUUACUUUCACUGUUUUGCUACCAUUCCAUAUUUCACUUUAUAUCUGCAUGCCGUUUACAUUUCUUCAGGUUUUGCUUUCGGCUUUAAGAACAAAAUUUAUUAAGCCAAAUACGUUCCUGUGUUUAUUACUAAUUGAGGAAUCGAGUAGUUCAUUAAAAUUUCCUACAGGAAAAAUUUCACAAUUCUUCUCUUUUGUCCACGUUAUGUACUUUUCUGAUUGUGUGGUUUUAUUUAAUUGUGUGCUUUAAAGCGAGUGAAAUUUAGCCAGUUGUGUCCACUUCAUGCUCCCCAACAUUGUUUUUUGCGAUGACUUGCUGCUUUGCGCUCCAUCUCAUUCAAAUCUACUGACCUUUAAAGCAGUGAAACCGUUGUUGCUCCUGAGCAAUAUUUGCUCCAUCAGCGAGAAUUUGUGUUGUUGAUUCUUGCCUGAAGUGACUUUCUCUGACUAGAAAUGCUUAACAAUUUUAUGAGAAGAACUUCCCAGAACAUGUUUAUAGUGUGCAAGUGCAUUGGCUGUGCAUAUAAACUGUGCCAUUGGUUUUGUAAAUAAAAUAGUUUUGCAUAAUAUCUUGC
This is a messenger RNA of Oryzias latipes (Japanese medaka), 1079 nucleotides long. It is a transcript of the gene arpp19b, whose product is annotated as cAMP-regulated phosphoprotein 19b. NCBI's taxonomy places the organism in Eukaryota, Metazoa, Chordata, Actinopteri, Beloniformes, Adrianichthyidae. Gene Ontology annotation, molecular function: protein phosphatase inhibitor activity. The record is from RefSeq and is a predicted model, not a curated record. Gene Ontology annotation, cellular component: cytoplasm.